AUGCACAAUAGAAAGGCGGGUCAUACUCUUCCUGAACAAUCUAAAAAACAACACCUGACAGCAAGGAGUGGCCUCCUCCAGUCAAAUCUAUCUAACAUGAAUUCGUAUAACUUACUUCAGAUGGGCACAAGCCAAGAUGCUGCAAGGGAAGAAGGCAAAGGGGAGAAGGUAGCCCCAGCCCCUGCUGUUGUGAAGAAGCAGGAGGCCAAGAGGAUGGUCAAUUCCCUAUUUGAGAAACAGCCCAAGAAUUUUGGCAUUGGAAAAGACAUCCAGGCCAAAAGGGACGCCAAUUGCUUUGUCAAAUGGCCUGGCUACAUCUGGCUGCAGCAGCUAAGGGCUAUUCUCUAGAAACAUCUUAGAGUGCCUCCUACAUUUAACCAGUUCACCCAGGACUUGGACCACCAAGCAGCUACUCAACUGUUUAAGCUAGCCCACAAGUACAGACCAGAGACAAAGCAAGAGAAGCAGCAGAGAUUGUUGACCUUAGAUGAGAAGAAAGAUGCAGGCAAAGGGGAUGCCCCCACUAAGAGGCCACCUUUCCUUCGAGCUGGGGUUAACACUGUCACCACCUUGGUGGAAAACCAGAAGGCUCAGCUGGUAGUGAUAGCACAUGAUGUGGAUCCCAUUGAGCUGGUUGUCUUCCUGCCUGCCCUGUGUCAUAAGUUAGGGGUUCCCUGCUGCAUUAUCAAGGGGAAGGCCAAGCUAAGGCAUCUGGUCCACAGGAAGACCUGCAUCGUUGUCACCUUCACACAGGUUAACUGGGAAGACAAGAGAGCUCUGGCUAAGCUGGUUGAAGCCAUCAGGACCAAUUACAAUGACAGGUAUGACAAGAUCCACUGCCACUAGGGAGGCAAUGUCCUGGGUCCAAAGUGGGUGGCUCGCAUUGCCAAACUGCAAAAAGUGAAGGCUAAAGAACCGGCCACCAAACUGGGCUGAGUGGACGCUGUUGAAUUUUCUGUACAUAAAAGUAAUAAAAUGUUCUC
Canis lupus familiaris (dog) is the source of this 983-nucleotide messenger RNA. Its product is annotated as 60S ribosomal protein L7a-like. The record is from RefSeq and is a predicted model, not a curated record. NCBI's taxonomy places the organism in Eukaryota, Metazoa, Chordata, Mammalia, Carnivora, Canidae.